CUUACAGAUUACCAGGACCCUGUGGGAAUAUUCAGGUCCAGCGGAUCCCCAAACCUUUACAGCAAACCUCAUUGUUGGGCAGAUUACACUCUCAGAGAUCCAGCUGAUGCCUGUCAGUGCGUCCCACCCUCCAGCUAUGAUGAUUCAGUUUUCACUGCAGAGUCGCUCCAGCCGCUGCUACCGGUCAGUUCAGAGGAUCUGCAUGCUCUAAAAUCCCAGAGUCACACUAAUACCCUGGGGCAGAGUGAGCUGGGAGUGGGGCUGAUGUACCGGGACUACCCUCAGGUGAAGCAGGAGUCCACGCUGGCUGACAGUGCACCCAUUUACACAGACAGCUCAGAGAAUGGUGUCGAUCUUGGCUUGUACUGGGAGAAGUAUUUAUCCAUCGAUAGCCUGACUGGAUUCCCAUCUUACCGAGAUGUAUCUGCUGAGCAGAGUCUGCGCCGCCUUCCGCAAAAAACCCUUGGCUGCAGGAAGCACCCUGGGGCCCCGCGAGAUAGCCCAGCCGGCCGUCCAAUCUUGACCGAGUACACAGGCAAUGGGCCCAUCCAACUCUGGCAGUUUCUCCUGGAGCUGCUCCUGGAUAAAUCAUGCCAGUCCUUCAUCACCUGGACAGGAGACGGCUGGGAGUUCAAACUCUCCGACCCGAAUGAGGUUGCCAAGCGGUGGGGAAACCGCAAGAACAAACCGAAAAUGAACUACGAGAACCUGAGCAGGGGCCUUCGCUACUAUUAUCACAGGGACAUCAUCCAGAAGACAGCAGGCAAGCGCUACGUCUAUCGUUUCGCCUGUGAUGUGCAAAGCCUGCUGGGUGAAAGCCCUCAGCAAAUCCACGCCAGGCUGGAUGUGAAGCCCCGGACUGAGCAGUGACAGGGGCCAAGGGAAUGCUGCCCAGAUCCCACAUACUCCCGGAGUUUCAAGACAAUGUUCCUUUAACAAAACUGCAGUUCACCGGCUCUGCUUCCCCAGUCAGGCCCGGAGUCGGGUGGGCGGAUGCGGGAGGCUUGGUUCAUUCACCAGGGAAGGCAGGACUGGGUCAGAGGUAGAAGCCAAGGCUGAGUGUCUGAGCUCUCAACAUCCAUGUCAGAAUCUGCCCCACUGGCGGCAGGAUACUCAGCGGUCACGACCACCCU
Molecule: messenger RNA, 1133 nt
Organism: Rhincodon typus (whale shark)
Lineage: Eukaryota; Metazoa; Chordata; Chondrichthyes; Orectolobiformes; Rhincodontidae
Product: ETS1-related protein
Exons: 5
Coding region: 265-870 (201 amino acids)
Biological process (GO): regulation of transcription by RNA polymerase II; cell differentiation
Cellular component (GO): nucleus
Molecular function (GO): sequence-specific DNA binding; DNA-binding transcription factor activity, RNA polymerase II-specific
Source: RefSeq, a predicted model, not a curated record